Messenger RNA from Dipodomys spectabilis (banner-tailed kangaroo rat), 1867 nucleotides. RefSeq names its product solute carrier family 17 member 6 (gene Slc17a6). The record is from RefSeq and is a predicted model, not a curated record. The transcript has 12 exons. Gene Ontology annotation, biological process: transmembrane transport; synaptic transmission, glutamatergic; monoatomic anion transport. Bases 1 to 1749 code for a protein of 582 amino acids. Gene Ontology annotation, cellular component: synaptic vesicle membrane; excitatory synapse. Lineage: Eukaryota; Metazoa; Chordata; Mammalia; Rodentia; Heteromyidae. Gene Ontology annotation, molecular function: L-glutamate transmembrane transporter activity; neurotransmitter transmembrane transporter activity.
AUGGAGUCGGUAAAACAAAGGAUUUUGGCCCCAGGAACAGAGGGGCUAAAGAAUUUUGCUGGAAAAUCCCUCGGCCAGAUCUACAGGGUGCUGGAGAAGAAGCAGGAGGGUGGAGAGACCAUUGAGCUGACUGAGGAUGGGAAGCCCCUGGAGGUGUCGGAGAAGAAGGCCCCUCUGUGCGACUGCACCUGCUUCGGCCUGCCCCGCCGCUACAUCAUCGCCAUCAUGAGCGGCCUGGGCUUCUGCAUCUCUUUUGGAAUUCGCUGCAACCUGGGCGUGGCCAUCGUGGACAUGGUUAACAAUAGCACGAUCCACCGCGGGGGCAAAGUCAUCAAGGAGAAAGCCAAAUUCAACUGGGACCCAGAAACCGUGGGAAUGAUCCAUGGUUCCUUCUUUUGGGGCUACAUUAUCACCCAGAUUCCGGGUGGAUACAUCGCAUCUCGCUUGGCAGCCAACAGGGUUUUUGGAGCGGCCAUACUUCUUACUUCUACCCUAAACAUGUUAAUCCCAUCAGCAGCCAGAGUGCAUUAUGGAUGUGUCAUCUUUGUAAGAAUAUUACAGGGACUGGUUGAGGGGGUCACAUACCCGGCCUGUCACGGAAUAUGGAGUAAAUGGGCUCCUCCUCUGGAGAGGAGCAGGCUGGCGACCACCUCCUUUUGUGGGUCCUAUGCUGGAGCUGUGAUUGCGAUGCCUUUAGCUGGUAUUCUUGUGCAGUACACUGGCUGGUCUUCAGUAUUCUAUGUUUAUGGAAGUUUUGGAAUGGUCUGGUAUAUGUUUUGGCUUCUGGUGUCUUAUGAGAGCCCUGCAAAGCACCCCACUAUUACAGAUGAAGAACGAAGAUACAUAGAAGAAAGUAUUGGAGAGAGUGCAAAUCUUUUAGGUGCAAUGGAGAAAUUCAAGACUCCAUGGAGGAAAUUUUUUACGUCUAUGCCAGUCUACGCAAUCAUUGUUGCCAACUUCUGCAGGAGCUGGACUUUCUAUCUGCUGCUCAUUAGUCAGCCAGCAUACUUUGAGGAAGUGUUUGGAUUUGAAAUCAGCAAGGUUGGCAUGCUUUCUGCUGUGCCACACUUAGUCAUGACAAUCAUUGUGCCCAUUGGAGGACAAAUUGCAGAUUUUCUCAGAAGCAAACAAAUCCUUUCAACUACUACAGUGAGAAAGAUCAUGAAUUGUGGUGGGUUUGGAAUGGAAGCCACAUUGCUUCUUGUUGUUGGCUAUUCUCAUACCAGAGGUGUAGCAAUCUCAUUUUUGGUACUUGCAGUGGGAUUUAGUGGAUUUGCCAUAUCUGGCUUUAAUGUGAACCACUUGGAUAUUGCUCCAAGAUAUGCUAGUAUCUUAAUGGGCAUUUCGAAUGGCGUUGGCACAUUGUCAGGGAUGGUUUGUCCUAUCAUUGUUGGCGCGAUGACCAAAAACAAGUCCCGUGAAGAAUGGCAGUAUGUCUUCUUGAUCGCUGCCCUAGUCCACUAUGGUGGAGUGAUCUUUUAUGCAAUAUUUGCCUCAGGAGAGAAACAACCAUGGGCAGACCCUGAGGAAACAAGUGAAGAAAAGUGUGGUUUUAUCCAUGAAGAUGAACUUGAUGAAGAAACAGGGGAUAUUACUCAAAAUUAUAUAAAUUAUGGUACCGCCAAAUCUUAUGGAGCUACAACACAGGCCAAUGGAGGUUGGCCCAAUGGUUGGGAAAAGAAGGAAGAAUUUGUACAAGAGGAGGUACAAGAUGCAUAUACCUAUAAAGACCGAGAUGAUUAUUCAUAACAAAACUACUACUGGGUGUCCUUUUAGUGUUUGUGAUUAAAUUAAUUGUGAUUGCACACAAAUAUAACCAAGAGUGGUGUAAACAAUGUACACAUAUCAACCAGGCAAGUCUUGCUGU